AUGCGCAUCUUCGCUCUUCCAGUCAUACUUCUUGCCAGUCUCGUAGUGGGCGCCGAUGCUGCAUGCACCAAGCCUCCAGCCGGAGCAAUCAUUGUGGAUCAAUCCGGCGCCCAUAGCGGUUACCGUACCAUUAAGGACGCCGUAGGCAAACUGAAUGUUGACACGACAGUGCAGCAAACUAUCUUCAUCUACAAGGGCACGUACCAAGAACAAGUCGUCAUCUCGAAGUUGAAGAGCACACUAGUGCUGCAAGGAUACACAUGCGAUAAGAUGUCGUACGAUAAGAAUGAAGUCACGAUCACCCACAAAAUGUCGCAGCAGGACAUUACUCCUCACCCGGGUGUGGAUUCAAACGAUCUUGUCAGUACGCUCAGAAUCGGCACCGACAACGUGCAGGUGUACAACCUCAAUCUCGCCAACACGGCCGAUCCAACUCCUCAAAAAGGCCAGGCUCCGGCCCUGAGCGUCGCAUGUAAGCAAUGCGCUUUCUACGCUUGCAGCAUCACUGGACAUCAGGAUACCUUGUUCGCCAACAGGGGUUAUCAAUUCUAUAGUCGGUCGCACGUGGUGGGUACGGUCGACUUCAUCUUUGGCAAUGCUCGAGCUUGGUUUGAAUCGUGCGACAUUGAGUCUGUCGGUCCCGGAUAUAUCACUGCCAACGGCCGAGGCUCCAAAGACGACGAGUCUUUCUUUGUAUUGAACAAGGCGCGUGUGUCUAGCUUAUCACCCGGAAAGGUCUACCUCGGUCGCCCUUGGAGAGCGUUCGCACGCGUGGUGUUCCAACAGUGCGAUCUUGGCGGAAACAUCAACGCGGCCGGCUGGACCUUAAUGAGCAAGGGCAUGGCCACGUCCAACGUAUUUUUAAAAGAAUACAAAGAUGCUAAUACAACCAUCGAUGGUCGGGUGUCCUAUAGUGGACAGUUGGACGGUCCUAUCGCUAUUAGAGAUAUUCUUGGUGAGGACUUUCAAACGUUUGUCAACAAGGAUUAUUUGUAG
This is a messenger RNA of Peronospora farinosa, 996 nucleotides long. The record is from the annotation of a GenBank genome assembly. Lineage: Eukaryota; Oomycota; Peronosporomycetes; Peronosporales; Peronosporaceae.